AUGCCUCCAAAAGCUGCACAAGCAUCCUCGACCACAGCGUUUGGCUCUUUUCAGUCUCUGUUCAAAGCCUACAACGAUAACACUUCAAACCGCCUCAAAUUCAUCGAUGUAUUCCUUUUGUUCCUGAUGCUCUCUGGCAUCAUUCAGUUUGCAUAUUGCAUCCUCGUCACCAACUUUCCUUACAAUGCAUUCUUGGCCGGAUUCUCUAGCACCGUCGGACAAUUUGUCUUGGCAGCGUCAUUGCGCUCGCAGGUUAACCCAGAUAACAAGGACGAGUUUAAAGACGUAUCGCCAGAGCGGGCAUUCGCUGACUUUGCUUUGGGAUCAAUAGUAUUACACUUCUUUGUGUACAACUUCCUGGGAUAA
Messenger RNA from Psilocybe cubensis, 366 nucleotides. RefSeq lists its product as uncharacterized. Gene Ontology annotation, biological process: protein N-linked glycosylation. Bases 1 to 366 code for a protein of 121 amino acids. The record is from RefSeq and is a predicted model, not a curated record. Gene Ontology annotation, cellular component: membrane; oligosaccharyltransferase complex. NCBI's taxonomy places the organism in Eukaryota, Fungi, Basidiomycota, Agaricomycetes, Agaricales, Agrocybaceae. The transcript has 3 exons.